Messenger RNA from Naegleria gruberi, 921 nucleotides. RefSeq lists its product as uncharacterized. Gene Ontology annotation, cellular component: cytoplasm. Lineage: Eukaryota; Heterolobosea; Eutetramitea; Acrasida; Naegleriidae. Gene Ontology annotation, molecular function: protein serine/threonine kinase activity; ATP binding. Gene Ontology annotation, biological process: autophagy; peptidyl-serine phosphorylation. The record is from RefSeq and is a predicted model, not a curated record. The transcript has a single exon. Bases 1 to 921 code for a protein of 306 amino acids.
AUGGUGGCUGCUUUGAAAACUUACAGAGAGAGUACAGUUUCUAAUGAUUUACCCAGACUAAUUGAGGCAUUCAAAAGAGCAAAGGAGUUUAAUCAUCCCAAUGUUGUUCGUUAUUUAGAUUAUGGAGUGUUGGAACAAUCAUUUGAGAAUUUACAUUUCGUUGUGAUGGAAUUAGCUCCACUGGAUUUGGAAAAAUAUAUUCUAAACCAUUCAGUAGUAAAUUCCGAUUCUGGAAAUGAAAGAUUUCGAAUUGGAGAAGUAUCUCAGAACAAAAAUAGGGAAUAUAGUCUAUCGUUGAAGGAAGUUACUUUACUAUUCAGAGAUAUUCUGAAAGGAUAUGAUUACUUACAUCAGAACAAGAUUAUUCACAGAGAUUUGAAACCUCAAAACAUUCUCAUAUAUAGAGUGCAAGGUGAAAUAGUUCCUAAAAUUUCGGACCAUGAUGAAUGCAAGAUUUCUGAAUUGGAUCUUGUGAGGACUACAAUGAUUCAGGGUACAAGAGAGUAUGCAGCUCCAGAAUUAUUCGAAAAGCAUCUUUCGAAUAAUAAUCUGUAUGAAACAGUUGAUAUUUACUCAUUGGGAUGCAUUUAUUUAUUUGUUCUAAUCAAGACCUGUUUGGAAGUGGAUGGGAAAACAUUCUUCGAUUGGAUGAUUGUUAAUCAAGAGGAGAAAGUUCACAACUUUAUUAAGGAAAGAAUUGAGAUGUUGUACAAAAACACAAAUGAGAAAAUACGAAACUGUAUCAUUCGCUUAUUAUACUGCACAAUCAAAAAGUCACCUCUUAGAAUACCAUUGAAGGAUUUUUAUGCAGUAAUCAAAUAUAUCUUGAGCUUAAUGAAUCACUCUGAAACAGCAGAUUUAUAUGAAGAUGUCAUUAAUGAUUCUUUAAUGGAAGAAAUAUUGAAAAAGAAUGAAAAAUAA